ACAACAAAUACUUGCAGGAAAGGAUAGAGAGGCUUAGAUUGAGAAAGAAUUGAAAGAGUAAAAUAAAUAACUUUCAACUCAUACUAAGCUCAAUAACAAUGGCCAUCAGUAACUCCAUGGCUUAACUUUUUCCUCAAAGAAAACCCUGUUUUCCCCUUUUUCUUCAAUACUACCCAUUUGGCCAUUUCUAACUUCACUAACAAAUUUCAACUCAUUAACUCAAAAACAAUGACAAUCCAAAAACCUACAAAAUAAACCUUAUUCUCAAUUGAAAUCUCAUAUAUAUCACCUCAUAUUCUCCAAAUAUAUCAAUUUUUUUGAUUAAAAUCCCCUGUUUUUGAUUACUACCCAUUUCUUGAUUCACUUACAAAUUUCAACUCAUUAGCUCAAAAACAAUGACCAUUCAAAAACCCACAAAUUAAACCUUAUAUAUCACCUCAUAUUUUCCAAAAAAAAAAAAAAUCAAUUUUUUUAAUUAAAAUUCCCUGUUUUUGAAUUCUACCCAUUUCUAGCUUCACUUACAAAUUUCAAUUCAUUAGCUAAAAUACAAUGAGAAUCCAAAAACCCACAAAUUAAAUCCAAAAAAAUCAAAUCUUUUUGUCUAAAACCCUCUAUUUUUUCCAUUUUCGCCGGCAAAAAUGUACCCACCACCGGAAAACCUACCACCAUUAUCAAAAAAGCCAAGGAAGGAAAUUCAGAUUCAAGGUCAAAGGCCAAGCCCAAUUAAAAUGAACAUAGAUUCACACAAAAUCAAAAAACCCCCAACUGCACCAAAAAACCCUAAUCAACCUCAAUUUCAACCAACAAAUAAUCAACCCAUCAUAAUCUACUCAGUUUCCCCCAAACCCAUCAUCGUAGAUGCAUCAAAUUUCCGUUCAAUUGUUCAACACCUCACUGGAAGAGAUUCAACAGCAUCGGAAUCAAGUUUUGCCAGCGAAGUUCCUGUAUCUCCUGCCGCAAUAUUUGCGUCAAUUGAAAGAACAAGUCCAGGAGCUAGAGAAAGAAGAGAGAAAGGAUUAAAUCCUGAUGAUAUUCUUGAUAUGAUGAAGAUCAGAGCGGAAGAAGCAGAAAACAAAAUUGAAGAAAUUGAUGGGUUUUUUGAUUUGGGUCAAAUUCCAGGAAUUUUGUCACCAGCACCAGCAAAUUUGCCGAUGAUUUCUUCCACAAUGUUUUCACCAGCAAAUGAAAAUCAAUUAGGGUUUGGAUUUGAGGGAGGAAUGAAUGAUUUGAAUCCAUUUUUGAGUAAUACAAGCUUUUUGCCAAGUCCUUCGGCUUUGUUUUUAAAUGCUCCUCUUGUUUCUCCUUCACCUUCUUCUCCAUUUGGUGAUCUUUUCAACAUAUUUGACUUUUGAUUUUUUUUUUUUGGGGGGGGGGGGGGGGGGUGGGGGGGGGGCGGGGUGGGGGUGGAGGUUGGGUGAGUUUGUAAUUUUGGCUUUUUUGGGGGGUAAUUUUGGCUUUUUUGGGUUAUUGGUUUAUAAGUUUUUUUGGUGGGAGGUUGAAAUUUGUAUGUGGGUGGGUUGGGUGGUAGUGUAAAUUAGUGGUACAUGAGAAAUUGAGUAGGGUAAAACAAUGGCCCACAAAUUUAUUUAAGAAAUUUAUUUCACUUUUUGGAGUUAGAUUAGUAUUACUAUUUAUUUUCGAAAUUUCUGUUGAUAGUGAUAUUUUUUUUAUAGCUUAUUUAAUAAAAAAAAAGUAUAGUUUACAAAAAUUUGUAUAUUUAUGUGUAAUUUGUACUCUUAAUAUAUAGAAAGGUCAUUCAAAAUUUUUAAAA
Messenger RNA from Amaranthus tricolor (Joseph's coat), 1771 nucleotides. RefSeq names its product protein MKS1. Lineage: Eukaryota; Viridiplantae; Streptophyta; Magnoliopsida; Caryophyllales; Amaranthaceae. The record is from RefSeq and is a predicted model, not a curated record. Gene Ontology annotation, cellular component: nucleus. Bases 639 to 1352 code for a protein of 237 amino acids. The transcript has a single exon.